Corylus avellana is the source of this 3083-nucleotide messenger RNA. The record is from RefSeq and is a predicted model, not a curated record. NCBI's taxonomy places the organism in Eukaryota, Viridiplantae, Streptophyta, Magnoliopsida, Fagales, Betulaceae.
ACUCUAGCUGUUAGUUUUUGUCUAAAUCCGCGAGCCUCCUGGAUCUGAUUUCUGGAUCACAUUUAAAUAAAUAUUAUAUCAAAGUAAUUGACCAAAGCAAACACGCCCCAAGAGCUAGAGAAUCCGGUAUAUUUGGACUCAUCCAAAUUCCAAUCAUACCUUUCUCCGUCUCUGUUUUUGCAUUUGUUUCUGAAUCUCAGUCUUCCACCGUCAGCGACCCAGCACUGAUUGAUCUGGUAGAUUAAGAGGACUGGUUUUCCAGAAUUGGCAUUGCCCUGUCGUGAUCAGUUGGUUUAUACAGCUCGUUUUAAAUUCCGCAUUAUUUGGAAUUCUAAAUCUUGUGGAUUGUUCCUUUUCCUUUUGGAUUGUUGAUCCAUAAGCGGGUAUUGAAACUUGGAGGGCUAGCGAUCUGGAUUCUGUAAUUUGCUUUUGUUUAUGGUGAAUCUAUAUGAUAAUUAUGUGAGUCCGGUGGUUCAAUCUAGUGGAAACAGUAUACCCAUUUUCUUCGGAGAGUCCGAGGGGUGGUGGUUCUAAUGCAUGUAGUAAUUGUCCGGAUUCAAGGUCAACAAACACGCACAGAAGCUUGUAUGUUAGGUUCAAGGAAUUGGGUAUUGAGUGGGUGUUCUUAACUCGAUUGUUGAAGGAGGUUGCACGAUUUGGACAUGAGAAGCUCUUGGUUCAAUAAACUAUCUGUAUGUUAGGUUCAAGGAAUUGGGUAUUGAGUGGGUAUUCUUAACUCGAUUGUUGAAGGAGGUUGCACGAUUUGGACAUGAGAAGCUCUUGGUUCAAUAAACUAUCUGUCAUUUUUGGCCCUAGACCGCCACUCAGCUGGUUACUGUUGUGCCUCAUUAGCUUGCUCGCACUAAUUGCAGUUUUAGGGUCGUCUUCCUCAAAUGCCUUUGACUCUGUAACUCCCACUCCAGUGCCUGACGUUUAUUUGAAUUACAGAAGGUUAAAGGAGCAAACAGCAGUUGAUUAUUUGGAGCUAAAGUCCCUCUCAGUUGGAGCUAGUCGGCAAAGAGAGCUUGGCCUUUGUGGCAAAGAACGAGAAAAUUAUGUCCCUUGUCACAAUGUUUCAGCAAAUUUGUUAGUAGGGUUUAAAAAAGAUGGGGAGGAGUUUGAUCGGCAUUGUGAAGUUUCUAGAGAACGGGAGCGGUGUUUGGUUCGCCCUCCUAAGGACUAUAAGACCCCCCUAAAGUGGCCCACUGGCAGGGAUGUGAUAUGGAGUGGAAAUGUGAAGAUAACCAAAGACCAAUUUCUUUCGUCUGGAAGCAUGACCAAAAGGUUGAUGUUACUGGAAGAGAAUCAAAUAGCUUUCCACUCUGAGGAUGGGUUGAUCUUUGAUGGUGUUAAAGACUACUCUCGCCAAAUUGCAGAGAUGAUAGGGUUAGGAAGUGAUUCUGAAUUUCUUCAAGCUGGAGUGCAUACUGUACUAGAUAUUGGUUGUGGAUUUGGUAGCUUCGGAGCUCAUUUAGUCUCAUUGAAGUUAAUGGCUGUUUGUAUUGCGGCUUAUGAGGCAACUGGCAGCCAAGUCCAGUUGGCCCUUGAGAGAGGUCUUCCGGCAAUGAUCGGGAACUUCAUUUCGAGACAGCUUCCAUAUCCAUCAUUGUCAUUUGACAUGGUUCAUUGUGCGCAGUGUGGUAUUGUUUGGGACAAAAAAGAUGGGAUGUUCCUUAUAGAAGUUGACCGGUUACUCAAGCCUGGAGGUUACUUUGUGUUAACCUCACCCACAAGCAAGCUACAAGGGAGUUCAGUGAGUAUGAAGAAGAGAAACAUGUUAACACCAUUGGAAGGAUUGACCCAGGAAAUCUGUUGGAGUCUUCUAGCUCAGCAAGAUGAAACUUUUGUCUGGCAGAAAACUGUGGAUACUGAUUGCUAUGCAUCUCGCAAGCAGGGUACUAUACCACUGUGUAAAGAAGGGCAUGAUGCUCAAUCAUAUUAUCAGCCCCUUGUAUCGUGUGUAAGUGGGACCUCUAGCAAACGCUGGAAUCCAAUCCAGAACAGAUCCUCUGGUUCCCAGUUGAGCUCAGCUGAGCUUGAAGUUCAUGGGGUUCUGCCUGAAGAUUUCUUUGACGACUUGCAGUUUUGGCGAUCUGCUCUGAAAAACUAUUGGUCUUUGCUUACACCCUUAAUUUUCUCUGACCACCCAAAGAGGCCUGGUGAUGAGGACCCAUUACCACCAUAUAACAUGAUACGGAAUGUGAUGGACAUGAGUGCUCAUUAUGGGUCUUUAAAUGCUGCAUUUUUGGAGGAGAAAAAAUCAGUAUGGGUAAUGAAUGUUGUGCCUGUCAGAGCUCCUAAUACACUUCCUCUUAUACUUGAUCAAGGCUUCGCUGGUGCUCUGCAUGAUUGGUGUGAACCUUUCCCAACAUACCCCAGGACAUAUGAUAUGCUUCAUGCAAAUGGGCUCCUUUCACAUCUCGCUUCAGAGAGAUGCAGCGCAAUGGACUUAUUCUUGGAGAUGGACCGAAUACUGCGCCCUGAGGGAUGGGCUGUUCUUUCUGAUAAAGUGGGAGCUAUAGAGAUUGCACGCCAACUUGCUACACAAAUACGAUGGGAAGCAAGGGUGAUUGACCUUCAGAAUGGCAGUGACCAGCGGCUGCUUGUUUGCCAGAAACCAUUCAUUAAGAAAUGAUAGAUUGAGAAUCUGGAGGUCUCACCUUUUCGAAAGUGUACAUUUUUUUGGCUCUGGGUUUCGAUCAUUUGAUAGCAUAUAUCCAUAUAAUAUGUGAUCAGAGCCUGAUGGAUUUGACGCUGUCCACCAUUGAACCAGAGGGGCAUGUGGAGGCUGUAGAUUAAAGACGUUAAACAAGUUUGCCACACGAAGUAGCUGCAAUUCAGAUUUUUUUUUUUUUUGGUCAAGGCGCUUGUAGCAAUUCUUUCAUCCAUUUUUUUUAUUAUUAAAAAAAAAAAAAAAAAAAAUCUUUAUUGAUUGAUUUUGGACUCCUAAUUAUCUUGGAAUUAAAGAAUGGCUGUUGUUGAGGAAAGAAUGUGAAAUGGCAAGGAAAUGUAAGAGUUAAAAUUUGUAUUUGUAGACAUUUUCUCUUCUCCCUUGGGCAUAUAUUAAUUAUAUUAUUAUAGUA